AUGUCAGGAUCUACAGGAGAACGUCCUUUUAGUGACAUCGUUACUAGUAUUCGUUACUGGGUAAUUCACAGUGUUACAAUUCCGUCACUCUUUAUUGCAGGAUGGCUUUUUGUAAGUACUGGUUUAGCUUACGAUGUAUUUGGAACACCGCGUCCAAACGAAUACUUUACGGAAGAGCGUCAAGAGCUUCCUUUAAUUUCAGAUCGUUAUGGUGCACUUGCCCAACUUGAUGAUCUUGUACCAAACUAA
This is a messenger RNA of Ostreococcus tauri, 249 nucleotides long. Its product is annotated as Photosystem II cytochrome b559, alpha subunit. Gene Ontology annotation, molecular function: heme binding; metal ion binding. Gene Ontology annotation, cellular component: membrane; photosystem II reaction center; photosystem II. Bases 1 to 249 code for a protein of 82 amino acids. The record is from RefSeq and is a predicted model, not a curated record. Lineage: Eukaryota; Viridiplantae; Chlorophyta; Mamiellophyceae; Mamiellales; Bathycoccaceae. Gene Ontology annotation, biological process: photosynthesis; photosynthesis, light reaction; photosynthetic electron transport chain. The transcript has a single exon.